Capronia epimyces CBS 606.96 is the source of this 861-nucleotide messenger RNA. RefSeq lists its product as uncharacterized. The record is from RefSeq and is a predicted model, not a curated record. Gene Ontology annotation, molecular function: catalytic activity. The transcript has a single exon. Bases 1 to 861 code for a protein of 286 amino acids. NCBI's taxonomy places the organism in Eukaryota, Fungi, Ascomycota, Eurotiomycetes, Chaetothyriales, Herpotrichiellaceae.
AUGGCGAGCACAAGCACAUUCAAGCAGCUGGUUCGGUUCCAGGAUGGCGAAGGCCGCAUACACUACGGGGAAGUCGAGUCGGUCGACAACCUGGUCGGACAGACGGCGACGAUCUACGACGGCGAGCAGCCGUGGUCGCUAGUGGCGACGACGAAGAAGGCGACGAUUGCGUCGGUGCUGGCGCCGCUGGCGUCGGUGCCUCUCAUCUACGGCGUGGGGCUGAACUACAAGAAACACAUCGCCGAGGCGUCGUUCCCGACGCCCGAGUUCCCCGUCAUCUUCACCAAACCCAACGACGCGCUGGCCGGGCCGUACGAGGACGUGCCGGUAGACCCGGAAGUGGUGGAGCUGGACUACGAGGGCGAGCUCAGCGUGGUGAUCGGCAAGGACGUCAAGAACUUCAAGAAGGGCGACGACCCGCUGCCCUACAUCCUGGGCUACACGGUCGGCAACGACGUGUCGUCGCGCUACUGGCAGGCGAAUCCCCGGAGCGGCGGCCAGCACGGCAUGGGCAAGUCGUUCGAUAAGUUCGCGCCGCUGGGCCCUGCCAUCGUCAGCCCGAGCGCCCCGGCCAUCGCCGGCAAACUCAAGGACGGCAUCCCCGUGCUGGAGCUGCAGACCCGCGUCAACGGCGAGGUGCGCCAGCAGACCAGCACCGGCGACCUGCUGUUCCUGGUCUCCGACAUCCUCCAGUUUCUGAGCCGCGGGAGGACCGUCCGGCGGGGCACCGUCAUCAUGACGGGCACGCCGAGUGGCGUGGCCGCCUUCCUGGACCCGCCGAAUUGGCUGAAGAACGGCGAUGUCGUCGAGGUCGAAAUCGAGGCCCUGGGUACCAUCAAAAACAAAAUGGUCAUUGGCUAG